Rhea pennata is the source of this 3963-nucleotide messenger RNA. It is a transcript of the gene PANK2, whose product is annotated as pantothenate kinase 2. Bases 1 to 1275 code for a protein of 424 amino acids. Gene Ontology annotation, biological process: coenzyme A biosynthetic process. Gene Ontology annotation, molecular function: pantothenate kinase activity; ATP binding. The record is from RefSeq and is a predicted model, not a curated record. Lineage: Eukaryota; Metazoa; Chordata; Aves; Rheiformes; Rheidae. The transcript has 7 exons. Gene Ontology annotation, cellular component: nucleus; cytosol.
AUGGAGCCGCUGCGCAAUGGCGGCGGCGCCGAGGAGAAGCCGCGGCGGCGGGGCGCGGACGCGGGGCCGCCGGCGCCGUCAGCGCGGCGGCGCAGCAGCGGCGCUGACGGCGCGGCGGGGCCGCAGCCCCGCGAGCGCGGCGGCUCCGUCAGCCGCCAGCGCCGGGACUCGGUGCGCAAGAACCGCCCGCUCUUUCCUUGGUUUGGCUUGGAUAUCGGAGGGACCUUGGUCAAACUUGUUUAUUUUGAACCAAAGGACAUCACUGCUGAAGAGGAGGAGGAGGAAGUGGAAAAUCUCAAAAGCAUCCGAAAAUACCUGACAUCAAACGUAGCCUAUGGAUCUACAGGCAUUCGGGAUGUGCACCUUGAACUAAAGGACCUUACCCUGUGUGGACGUAAAGGCAAUCUGCACUUUAUACGCUUUCCUACUCAUGACAUGCCUGCUUUUAUUCAAAUGGGCAGCGAAAAACACUUCUCAAGCCUCCAUACUACCUUAUGUGCCACGGGAGGUGGAGCAUACAAAUUUGAGCAGGACUUUCGCACAAUGGGUGACCUUAAGCUUUGCAAGCUAGAUGAACUUGACUGCCUUAUUAAAGGAGUUUUGUACAUUGAUUCAGUUGGAUUCAAUGGACAUUCAGAAUGCUACUAUUUUGAAAACCCAACUGAUGCUGAAAGAUGUCAGAAGCUCCCCUUCAACUUGGAGAAUCCAUAUCCUCUGCUUUUGGUGAACAUUGGCUCAGGGGUCAGCAUUUUGGCUGUGUAUUCAAAAGAAAACUAUAAGCGGGUAACAGGCACCAGUCUUGGAGGGGGAACCUUUUAUGGUCUCUGCUGUCUUCUCACUGGUUGCUCCACCUUUGAAGAGGCCCUAGAAAUGGCAUCCCACGGAGACAGCACUAAAGUGGAUAAACUAGUGCGGGACAUCUACGGAGGAGAUUAUGAGCGUUUUGGAUUGCCAGGCUGGGCUGUAGCAUCCAGUUUUGGAAACAUGAUGAGCAAGGAGAAGCGGGAAUCCGUCAGCAAAGAGGACCUUGCAAGGGCUACUUUAGUAACCAUCACCAAUAACAUUGGCUCCAUAGCACGGAUGUGUGCACUUAAUGAGAACAUUAAUCGAGUGGUUUUUGUUGGCAAUUUUCUUCGAAUCAAUACAAUCUCAAUGAGGCUUCUGGCAUAUGCUUUAGACUACUGGUCAAAGGGACAGUUAAAAGCACUUUUCUUGGAACAUGAGGGUUAUUUUGGUGCAGUUGGUGCUCUUCUGGAACUCCUGGAUUCAGCCUGACUCCACGUGGAUUCAGCACGUUGGACCUGCGAAGCAGUGGCACUUCUUGGGUCACAACACCCCCGUUUAUAUCGCUUUGUUUAAAGCAUCCGUUCAGUGACUAUUAAGGAAAUCGUGCGUGACCCAAUCAGGACAGAAAAGGAAAGACUGUUGUGCUGCUUUUGUAAACAGUUGAAGCAAAUCUUCAGUUGCAGCGUAGGCUGGUUCAGAAGGAGUGUACAUGCAAAUAUGUUGGCUGAAUGUGGUGGUUGUGUUUGGAAUAUCUGUAGAGCAUUUAGUUACUUACAUCAAACAGCCCUUUUUAUGUAGUUUUCUCCAUACGUUUAGUGGUGGUAACGUAACAGGAGCCUUGCGCUACUUCCGUCCAUCGAGACUCCCUCGAGUGCUGAAUGUCUGCCUGGUUUGUAUUUUAUAGAAUUCAGUGACAGUGUUUUGUGUUCUGGGAAUGAAAGACAUCACGUUUUUAUGACGCCGUAAGUCGUCCGUAAAGGGGCAGGAGCAUCGGCGCAGCCCUGGCACGUGAAGGUGAUAAGGACCACGUCUGUCUCCUCUGAACCGCACAGUGGCCUGUCGGACACCGUUGUGCUAUCUGUAAGGCUUAUUUUCUGUUAGCGCUGUUUCUUACCUAUGUAUACAGAUUAUUAGAGAUAAAAGGUAAGGCAUAAAUCCUGUGACUUGCUUACUCUAAAUCUGCUUAGGUUGAUCUUGUUUUCAGCCUAUAACCCUUUUAUGCUCAGCACAAUCCCCCUUAGGAUAUGUCGCAAUGUGGGCAUAGUGUUAGGAGUACAUAUCCACCUGCGACCUUGAAAUCUGCUAUAAGCAAAUUGGAAGAUGGUGGGUUUUUUCCUCUGUUGCAACAGCUGGUUGUCUAUAUCAGAGAUUUCUUUUCCUUUCAGUUGUACACUUGGGAUCUUCUCUGUAGUAUUUUACAGAUUUUUUUUUUCUAAUUGCAAAACCAAUCUAACUUCUGGGGGAGGCCUGUUCUUCCCAGAUGCAUGUUGUACUUUAAUUUUCUUUGUGCAUGCAGUCCUUUAUGCAGCCUGUAGACUAGGUUGCUGCCAUUUGGAGCUCCUAAAGGUACUGCACUCUCAGGUUGUGAAUUUGGAAAUCGUUUCCUGCCUACUGAAUGCUCUCUCAAAACGGAGAUGCUGACAAUGGGGCAGUAGUUUUUAAAAAAAUAAUAAUUUGGAGCAUGCACAUGGCUUGUAAACUGAUCUUGCCUGUUUCUUUCCCUUCCCAUGUUCUUUUUAGAAAUUCUUCCUAGACUUGGAUGUUUGGUUAUAAAAAAGAACAACCUCUUUAGUGAGAAGGGUAUAAAUAUUCUGUUUCCUGUGCCACUAGCAUUGGUUAUUUCAGUAUAACUUUGCUCCAGUCAAGGAGCGUGGCGAAAAAGGUUGCUUUUUCUUUUUUUUUUUUGAAGAGCCAUGUGCAUGUUCCCUUGACGACACAAGUCAAGGGGAGAUGCUGCUUCCAAGAGUUAUCUGCGAUACGGUACUUGUCAGCUAAGUAACUUGGCUGCGCGCAGAAAGCCGUCCUCCGCCAGCUGCCUGAAGGCAGAUCCCAGCUCACUUGACCUGCGUUCACCCUCGCCGGGGUUUGUCCCUGAACAUCGCCUAAAUGGCCCCGAUCCUGAAUCGGAUUAUUUAAAGCCAACAGUUUCAUUUCAGAUCGACGCAGACCAUCGCCUCUUUGAUCUCGAUGCGCCGCAGCGCUGAGCAGCCGCAGCGCUGAGCAGCCGUGCCGACGCGGUGCAUCCCCGUAGAGCCGGGGAGGUUGCCUCGCCGAAAUGACGCUCGGUGGAGGCGCAGGCAGCAGCAGCUCACGUCUGUCCAUCCGUCUGUCUGUCUGCCUCGUGGGUUAGGUCCUGCGCGGUGUUUCUCUAAAGCCUGUUGUGUCAGCUCUGCUGCAGACGGCAGGUACAGCAGAAAGGAAGGUAUUUUCCAAACUUUAGUUGAUCGUGGGCUGGAACCUCCUGAACGCAUCUGGUAAUUCGGCAGAAGGAAAAAAAAGAGAACACAGCAUGUGGUGUUCACGUGAAAGGUGGUCUUUGCUGCGCUCUCUUUGCAGAAAAGGAGAGUUCUUGUGUUUUCCCUGCCGGUGUAAUGCAGACUUCAGUGCAGUCCUGCUCCCCAUUCAAAUUCAAUGCGUUGCUCCGAGAUGCACGCUUGGAGCAGGAUAAUAUGUUGCAUCUGAGAUCUCACUCUUACCUUUCAUGGGAUUUCAGAAGAAAUUAUCAUGAACAGGUACACUAAAAACAACUGCACUUUUCAGUUGCAGGCUCUAGGUUUUGUAGACUCGGCUUAACUCUUUCUCCACCGUGCUAAGUGUAAUGCACUUAGGGAAGAACCUUAAGGAAGAACCUACGUGGAAAUACCUUGAAAUGGUUUUGUUACACUCACUGAGGCUGUGCAGGGAUGGGAAAUGCCUACAGAAAUCCUGCGGUCUGGGCUAAAGUAAGGUCCUGCCGUGCUGUCCUUCAGUGCGUACCUGGGAGGGAGCAGUGUCCGACAGAUUGCUUUUUUUUUUUUUAAACAUUCAUUUUGUAAAACUCCUUUUUUUUCCUCCGGAUUUUUACUAGAUCCUGCAGCUACGAGGUUGUUGCGUCUAACACCAGAUUCCUUUAUGUAUUGUACGCAUUUUUUUGUAAAACUUUUUUCUUCUUGGAAUAAAAUAUUACAGUUAUUUUUA